This is a messenger RNA of Arvicola amphibius (Eurasian water vole), 1757 nucleotides long. RefSeq names its product transcription factor EC (gene Tfec). Gene Ontology annotation, biological process: regulation of transcription by RNA polymerase II. Gene Ontology annotation, molecular function: protein dimerization activity; RNA polymerase II cis-regulatory region sequence-specific DNA binding; DNA-binding transcription factor activity, RNA polymerase II-specific. The transcript is spliced from 7 exons. The record is from RefSeq and is a predicted model, not a curated record. NCBI's taxonomy places the organism in Eukaryota, Metazoa, Chordata, Mammalia, Rodentia, Cricetidae. Bases 203 to 1159 code for a protein of 318 amino acids. Gene Ontology annotation, cellular component: nucleus.
UCCAAGCAGUUCUAACCAUUCAUUACUUGCGAACAGAUCCUUGACUUUUGUGCUUAACUUAUGGGAGAAGGGGCUGUAAUCUGGAGCUCCUUCCAGAGGCGAUGACACCUGCUUGCUCCAGUCACUGUUGGUCCAGGCACACUGGGAAAGCUCUACAAGGCCUCAGCUGCCCAAGGUCCAGAGACAGCAAGUAACUCCUUUCAUGACCCUUGACCAUCAGGAAUUCAACCAGACUCUCAAGAGGACACCACCUCCAGCACCAAGCUGUAUGCCUCUGGGAGAGCAUGGACCUACGAGCCCGGACAGUGAUGCUGGUUGUACAGGAAACCCCUUCACAAAACUGCUGACUCUUGGGAGAGAAGAUGGUAGUGCAGAAUGGCACUUAUCUGGUAGUAUUUUGGAUGUUUACACUGAUGAGCAGGGAAUUUCUUCAGUUAACACAAAUCUAAUGAAUGCUUCCUGUCCAAGCAUCCUGCCCACGAAAAAGGAAAUUGCAGAAACUGACACUAGAGCUUUGGCGAAAGAGAGACAGAAAAAGGACAAUCACAACCUCAUUGAAAGAAGAAGAAGGUAUAAUAUUAAUUACCGAAUCAAGGAGCUUGGCACUCUUAUUCCAAAGUCUAAUGAUCCUGAUAUGCGCUGGAACAAAGGAACCAUUCUGAAAGCAUCAGUGGAGUACAUCAAGUGGCUACAGAAAGAACAACAGAGAGCCCGGGAGUUAGAACACAGACAGAAGAAAUUAGAACAGGCUAACCGGCAGCUUGUGCUCCGGAUUCAGGAACUAGAGAUACAAGCACGGGCUCACGGUCUGCCAAUGCUGACUUCACUCAGCCCGGCUGAUCUCAGUCCCCACCUCACCAAACAACAGAUCCAUCCUGAGAAGAACUCAGUAGUGGGCUGCUGCCAACAACUGACUCCGUCUCAGGGGACAAGCCCGGAGUUCUGCGAGCAAGCUGUGGCCUUCUCUGACCCUUUGUCCCACUUCACAGAUUUAUCGUUUAGUGCCGCUUUGCAGGAGGAGCAAAGAUUGGACGGCUUGCUACUAAGUGAUACAAUGUGCCCCUUUGGAACAGACCCUCUCCUCUCUGCCACUUCCCCUGCGGUUUCCAAAGCAAGCAGUCAAAGCAGCUUCAGCUCCGAGGAUGGUGAAGAACUAUAAGCCACAAACAGGCUCCAGUCAUCAACCAGGAAGAAACAACAUGUUGGUGCUAUGCAAUCAUGAUCUGUGUUUCACACAUUAUUUUCUCUUAAUUCUCUGAAAGGAAUUAUGCUGCCCGUCGGGGGAAAAUGAUUAGAAGCAAUGGGAAAAUCCGAGGGAAGAAGAAAUAUGAUGUUAAAGAAUUGCUGAAGAGCACAGUUUCGUUUCCUCCUUUGUCUACAGAGUCCAGAUUUCUUUAAAUUUGAUUUUCCUGGAAAGUGGUUUACUUAAUAAUGACUCUAGUGUGAUACCUGCAGAGCAAUGACAUGAUAAGAUAUUAUUGGAAGUAUAGUCCUUAAAGAGACUGCAAUAGACCACUCUCCUCUCACUUCCAUAUUCUGUGUCAUGUCCUGUAGCAUUGUUUUUUUUUUUUAAAGAAUCAAGACUAACAAAUUAGGUGAUAAUUUCCUCUCCAUUGUCUGAUGGACAUAUUACGUAUGCUUGGACUCUUGUUGGGAAAUUUACUGUAAAAUGAAUAUUUUUUCACUUAUACUUGAAACUCAGUCUGUAAUAACAUGAGACUUUUUCAAAAUAAAGCAAAAACGUUUCUAAAAUGUUA